AUGGGGAAAGCAUUAAUCGUAGUGGAUGUUCAGAAUGAUUUUUUACCACCCAGUGGUUCUCUAGCAGUGCCCCAAGGCGACCAAGUUGUGUCGGGCAUUGCACACCUAAUGCAAGACGAUCGAUGGGCUUGCGUGGUAGUCACGCAGGACUGGCACCCCAAAACGCACACCUCAUUCGCAGUGAAUCAUCAGCAACCCGAUUUUAGCGAGUUCACUUACACUUCGCCCACCGACUCAUCUCGGACGCAAAGGGGUAUGCUAUGGCCCGUACACUGCGUUCAAGACACCCCAGGCAGCGAACUGGCUCCUACCAUAGCUGCGACGCUAGAGGAACUCGCGACAGAUCACCACGUCGUGAAAAAAGGCUACUUGGCCGACCGCGAAUACUACUCGGCUUUCAACGACAUCUGGGGCCUGCACAAGACAGAACUACAUUCACUACUGGACAGACACGGAAUAAACGACGUUUUUGUCGUAGGACUCGCCCUUGACUACUGCGUGAAAAACACGGCUAUCUCUGCUGCUCAGUUGGGCUACCGUACAACGAUCCUACAAGACUACACCCGGGGCAUUGCCAAUGACUCCAAAUCUAUGGCUUCCUUGAAACAAGAACUAGUCCAAAACGAUGUCGCACUGAAGUGA
Molecule: messenger RNA, 642 nt
Organism: Lachancea mirantina
Lineage: Eukaryota; Fungi; Ascomycota; Saccharomycetes; Saccharomycetales; Saccharomycetaceae
Source: the annotation of a GenBank genome assembly